AUGUCUACUACAUCGAAUCGAUCUACCCUGCUUCAAAACGUACUAUCACACCUACAGUCUGUGAAUGUCACCCUCUCCGAGCUGCUAAGCUUCGUGGUGGUCCAUAAUCAGUUCAAUCGCCCAAACGACAUACUCUUCCAAGACCUCGUUGCCAAUACCCGAGUUAUCCACGCCGCUCUGUAUCACAACUCCGCGACGGCGUCGUCAAGUUUGGCAUGGGCCCAGGACAUCACGCGUGCGCAUCACUCCGGCGCCGUCUCCCAACUGACCAGUGUGUCGCAUGGGUGGCAUUUCGGGGCGAUGCAAGCAGAUCCGAUGCAGAUUCAAGACUUCCAGCUGGACGAUAUGGCCGAUGAUCUCGAGAGGAGCGCUCCGGACCUCUGGGCCCUCGUGAUUGGCUUGCUAGGAGGCCAGACACAGGCGGAGCCGGCACGUCCUGCCGCGCACCCCGCCGCGCAGUCGGGAGGAAGAGCGCCGUUUUGGGAUGACCCGGAGGACGAUGAGUAUUGGGAUGGGGAUGAUGCACUCGAUGUCGCAGGUGGCGGACAGCCGCCGAGCAGGCCGGUCAAUGACGUUGAUAAACGGCGGAGAAGGCGCGGCCUGUUGUCUCGGGUGAAAGCUGUGGUAAUAAUUAGUAUCCUGAUGCACAGUCGAGACCAGCGCUGCAACGCCUUACAAUGCCUUACCGGGAUUUUCCUGCACUCUUGCGGUGCCCCCGAGAAGCUAGUCAAGGUCCUCUCACGAAUGGGAAUCUCCAUCGCACUCUCGUCCAUUCACCGCGCCAUCAAAUCACUGACUGAGCACGGCUCGGAAGACGUGCGAGUCUUGGCGCAGACACUCCGCGCGUCGUAUGCUUUCGACAAUCUCGAUUUCAAGGUACCUUCGGGGAUCCCCACGGUGGAGAAGCCGUCAGAUGGUCUGAUACACAUCGCCACCGGGACCCUCCUCCGCCUCGAGCAUGGCGUCCAGCGGGAGGACCUGAGGUGUUCUGCCAAGCUAUGGGACCGAAAUCCAUCAAAUCCCCAGGCUAGCGACCCGCGUCCGUAUAACCCCCGCGCUACAAUGCGCCAUCUAUUCACACUCCAUCCCGAACCGGAUGUCGCGGAAGGAGGCUUGAGCCGGCGAGGUCGAUUCCGGGCGUGGUUCGUCGCGCGCACUCUGAUGACGCACGGUCCUGCUCCAUUCGCAUACUAUCGUAGUCAACUCAGUGACCCCGAGCCAAUCGAGACGAUCCCUGUUGUGAAGCUGCAUCAGAAGCCACUUGGCGCGAUGGAUAUCAGUCUGUCUACGAUAUCCGGAAACCUCGAGGCACUCGGUUCAAUGUACGCGCAGGGAGGGGUGGGCGACCCGCACAAAGAUCCUGCUAUGCCCGACGAGACGAUCGAGGACCUCGCGGAAUACGUCACCCUCAUCCAUGGCGACUUGGGCACUUACGAGAAGGUCCUGUCCGCGUUGCGUCGUCGGAUCCAGGAAAGGACGCCGUAUGAUCGUCUUCAGGCCGUCGUGUUUGUCUUGGGUCUAUUCCACCUGAAGAUGGCGUCCGCCGAUGCGAUUUGGCGCAUCCUAGUCACCCCUGAGGGCGCGCGCGUGGACAAUACGAGCUUCAUCAAACUCGUCGGGCAGCUGCGGCCUGACGCGUCCUCGCGGCUCACUUCGAACGCGAAAUAUCGCGACCGGCAUGAUUUGAUCGCGCACGUUGCAGCGAUGCUGAUUCUCGAUGCGUGGGGUGUCGAGGUCAAGAGACGGUGGGGAUACGAGACACUGGACGCGUGGGCGGAGACGAAGCCUAGCUUGGCGAAUAUCGAGGAGGUCGCCGAGUGUAUCGCACUCCAGUAUAUCGAAGGAGACGGGCAGGAUCUCUACGGGAAACAAGAGGAGGCAGCGGGUCAGCGCGACAAGGUCAGGGAGAACACUCUGCGUACCUUGAACUACCUCCUGCUCUACGAGGAGCUCUCCUACGCUAUGAACGCGGGCUGCAUCGGGCGCGUGGAGACACUCUUCCCUAGCUGGAUUCAAAUAUUCAGAGCUGUGGGAAAACAUAAGUAUGCAAACCAUAUGUUGCGCUUUAUGCACGCGCUGUACUUCGUGUAUCCUGAGGAGCUGCGGUGA
This is a messenger RNA of Trametes versicolor FP-101664 SS1, 2109 nucleotides long. RefSeq lists its product as uncharacterized. The record is from RefSeq and is a predicted model, not a curated record. NCBI's taxonomy places the organism in Eukaryota, Fungi, Basidiomycota, Agaricomycetes, Polyporales, Polyporaceae. The transcript is spliced from 2 exons. The coding region runs from base 1 to 2109 and encodes 702 amino acids.